UAGGUCAACAGUUAGAAUCGGUAAAAGGUCAAUCAUGUUAAUAUGUAUUUUCUGUAAUGAGAGAAGAUGAAAAAUUAAAGUUCUGGGUUUAUGCAAGGUAACCUUUAAGUAGAGAACCAAUGGAAAAGAUGAUGAUAAUGAUGAUGAAGAUGAGGAUGAUAACAAAAGAUGAAUGGUAAACAUUUUAAAAGUCUGUUCGUGUGUCCAGAGAUUUAAGAUGCUGGUCAAGAUGAUGAUGGAAAAAAAAUAGUAAGAAGAAAAAAGGACAUGUGGAAAAGGAGAAAGAGAAAAUGAUAAACAUAAGAAUAAGGUAAAUACCCUCAGGUAUUUUUACCUUUACACAGAUAAAGAAAAGUCUGUUCGAUAUAAAUUAUAUGGACAGAACCAUCUGUCGUUUUCUUGGCGUACGACUUACAAUCAAAGUCCAUCGAUAACCAGAGACCUUUCACCUCAACAGAAAAGGAUAAAAUAUCAAUGACCUUCUCUUGGCCCUCCUUAUUUCUCUCUCUCUCUUUCUUUCUUUCUUCGAAGGAAUUCCUAAAAUUAAAGGUUUCGAAAGAAAGAGAAACGCGUGCUGCGUUUUAUUCUACAAAACGUGUUAAGCACGUUCUCUCGCUUUCUGUCUUCCUCUUUCUCUCUUUUUCGGUCUUCCUUUUCUCCGCUUUAACCUCGCAGAUGUCGAUGUUAAUGCUUCUGUUAAGGAAGAUGAAAAGAGAGUUUUUCAUCAUCUUCUCUUUCUUUUCUUAGACCAGUUGAAAAGGGAGUCUUUCUUUUUCUUCUUCAUCCCCCUGACCCUCUUCUUCUUGUCUUCAUGUUGUUGUUAUUUGUUGUUCCUUGAAGAAGAUAUUGAAAAACAGUCACUCUUAAGACUUCAAACUGUUAACAUGAUUAAGUUUUCAUCAUUUCGAUAAACAGUUUUUUUUGUCUUCACUUUUUUUGUUUGUUGUUUAUUCAUUUAUGAAACAGUUAACCUGAUUUCUGAUUCAUCAAUUUCUCUCUCUCUCUCUCAUAACUUUGGUGUUGAUUGUUGUCAUGGUCAGUGUGUGUGUGUAUAUCAUUUUUAAUUAACUAUGAGCAUCUUUCUUAACUCAACCACAAUGAGAUCCUUGGUUAACUCAAUUAUUUUGGGUGAACCAUCAAACAAUAACUACAUUCAUCAACACAACCAUCAAAAUCAUCAUCAAGAUAAUUUUUUCCAUCAUCAUAAUCAUAUUCAUUCAAAACAAAACUCAUUCUCAUCUUCUUCUGAAAUUAUGUCCACUAUUACAGAAUCAUCUAAUUCAUCCAUUGACUCUGGUACUUUUGACGUUUUCGACGAUCCUGAAGAUCAUUUCUACGAUGAACCUUUAUUAUCAACCUUUGAUUAUCACUUCCUUGAUAAUAGUAAUCAAAAUCGUAACCCAUCAACAUCCUCAUCAUCAUCAAAUGUCACCAAUAUCUCAUCUCAUGGUUCCUCAUCCGUAAUUGAAUCACUUUUACUUGAAUCUUGCAAUAACAACAAUAACUACAAAUCGCUUGAUAACAAUAGCGAGAAUACUAAACAUUCCCAUAAUCAAACCUCAUCAAUCGGUAAAAUUACAAUCAACAAACCUAAAAUAAGACCACCGAAACCACCUCGACAUAUCAAUCCUUUGACAGGUAAAAAAUUGAUCAAUCAAAGUGUUUCAACUGAUUUACCUUUGACAUUACCCCCUAAAGGUGCUUGUUCCUCAUCAUCAUCUUCAUCCUCAUCAUCCGGUGUAUCAAGUACAGGAUCUUUAUCACCUUCACCGUCGUUUAAAUUGUGUGAAGAAAGUACCAAUAGUUCACCUCAUCUUCCGCCUCCUUUGCAACCUCAAAGUGUCUCAAAGAAACCCGAUCGUCCACCACCACCGGUACCCGAUCAUCCACCAAAACCAUUGAGGAAAAAGAGUGAAAUUAAAACAAUAACCAGUAGCAAUCAAGCACCAAUCGAAACACAAUCAACAAUGGCCGUUCUAAAUCGCUCCAGAUCAAGUCAAGGAUCUUUUUAUGAAACAGCCUUCGAUAGUAAAGCAAUUCUUCAUGAUGGUUUACAUCGUGAUCAAAUUAAUCAACUAAGUCAACAUAAUCUUCAACCAAUCAAAAUGACAUAUCACUCUAAUCAUCAUCCCAAUCACAAUCAUCAUCAUAAUCAUCAUACAAACAAUUUUCAUCGUUCCACUGAGAAUAGUAACUCAUCAUCAUCAGUCGCAUCUUUUAUCAACGAUAAUAAUAUAAACUCUUCUCGAUCAUCAACAGCCUCAUCAACAUCAUCUUCCAACGGCCAUGAAUCUUCAAGUUCAUCCACACCCAAACAUCUCGAUCAAUUAGCUGGAUCGUUGUUACCUCGACGACAACCAAUUAAAUCAACUGUACACAUACCACGAAGUAAAUCUAGUGAUAUAACUCUUAAUUUAUCAGCUGCUCUAAAUCCUCCAUCAUUAUCAUCAUCAUCAUCAUCUCCAUCACCACCAUCUAAUCAAACAGAUAAAAUUUCAUCUUCUAUUGAAUGUAAAUCAGCAAAUAUUAUUACAAACCAUUUAUCUGGUGAUAAUCAAUCAGCUAAACGUAAUCAAGUAAACACUAAAACUUUAUCGACAUUUUCGAUGGUUAAAUCAACAACCAGUGAUUCCCUAUCGUCAUUUGAUUGUGAGGCUGGACGAGUCUUGACACGGACAAGAUCAAAUCUUGAUUCGCUUCGUUUAUCAAUCCAAGAUCGCAAUAAUAGAGUUAAUAUAUUAUCAUCAUCUCCAUCAUCUUCAUCAUCAUCAUCAACAUCAACAACAACAACAGCAACAACAACAACUACAUCUUCUAAUGAUGCUUUUAACUCAUUAGUUAAAAGUAAUAAUAAUCAUUGUAAUCAGAAAAUUGUUGCUACCACCAAUAAGAUGACUGAUAAAUUACCAGCUAAUCGAUCAUUUCGUCGAUUAAAUCUUAAAUUAGAUGAGACUCGUUCAUCUAUGAACUUAUCAAGUCCGAAAUUGCAAAGUCCACUUACCGAUACAAGGCCACUGGACGAUUACGAUACUCCUUGGGACUCUAAUCAAAGGCUUAACAAAGUAUUUAAUAAGUUAAUUAACACACCAAGUGAAAAGGAUGAAUCAGAUUGUUUUCCUAAUGUAAAUUCAUUGCAAAUCAAAACACCUUCAACUGAAUCAAAUCUAAAUAAUUUGACAAUAUCAUCAUUUGUAACAACAUGUAAUCAAGUUAAUUUACAACGGGAUUGUAUUGAUAAAAGUGAAGAGACAAUUGUAAUUGGUGGAAAUGAUAAUGUUUCAAGUUCAAGGGCUGAUGAACAAUCAACUAACCAAUUGCAAUUAAAUGAACAACGAAAAGGUUCCGUUGGAUCAACUAAUUCAAGUAAUUCAUCGGUUACAAUUAGCGGAGACCUGGAAUCAAAUGGUUGUAUAAAUAGUUGCGCCUCAUCGCCAAUUGAACCCGUUAAAAUGGACUCGAAACCCGAGCGACCUCGUAAAUUGUCAUUGCCAUUGAAUCUUAAGAAUGGCAAUGAUAGUACAUCAGCUAAACGUGUUGACCUUAAUCUUAAUCUUGAUUUUUCAAAUGUUCCAACAGUUGAUUCAUCAGCUAAUUCAUCACCAGUUCCAACAAUUACUCCUAAACUUUGUCUUGGUCCAAGAAAGAAGCCACUACUGACCUUCACUGGUCAACCUUUACCCGUCGUAUCUGAAGAUAUUGAUACGACCUUAAUUCUAGAAAAGCAAGGUUGGUACCAUGGAUCAAUUACUCGACUCGAUGCUGAGAAUUUACUCCGAAAAAUGAAAGAGGGCAGUUACUUAAUUCGAAACUGUGAAAGUACCAAACAAGACUAUUCUCUAUCUCUUAAAAGUGUCAAAGGUUUUAUGCAUAUGAAGAUCGUUAAACAAUCUGAUGGUUUCGUUCUUGGAGUGUUUAGUAAACCCUUUGAGAAUAUUCCGGAAAUGGUUAAACAUUAUUCCAUUAAUAAACUUCCGAUCAGGGGAGCUGAGCACAUGUCACUUUUAUACCCUGUUAUUGAUCAAUUGCUGUGAGAAACCAUAAUUAUUGUGCUAAUCGAUUUGUCACCAAAAUUUAUCCUCGAAUAUUAUAUUACAUCAUUGCCGAUAUAAAGCUUUACAUUUCUACUCAUUUA
Molecule: messenger RNA, 4132 nt
Organism: Panonychus citri (citrus red mite)
Lineage: Eukaryota; Metazoa; Arthropoda; Arachnida; Trombidiformes; Tetranychidae
Gene: hwt
Product: myb-like protein A
Exons: 4
Coding region: 1071-4031 (986 amino acids)
Molecular function (GO): phosphotyrosine residue binding
Source: RefSeq, a predicted model, not a curated record